This is a messenger RNA of Caenorhabditis angaria, 592 nucleotides long. NCBI's taxonomy places the organism in Eukaryota, Metazoa, Nematoda, Chromadorea, Rhabditida, Rhabditidae. The record is from the annotation of a GenBank genome assembly.
AUGAAUUCGAAUAUCAUUCUCCCCUCUUCCCAACUUCGAUUUUUUCGGUAUAUAAAAAAAUGGUUGAUUUUUUGCAGGAACCCAAAAAUAAUCGUGAAACAGAACAUUGAAUAUUUAUUGUUGAAAGAUCCAAAGGUUUGUAUAUUUUAUUGGAAUUCAAUCAAUAAUUCUUGAAUUUUCAGAAGAUACAAUCACACAAGCAUUCUGUAAAUAUGUAAAUAUUAUCAAUAAUGCUCGAAUUUUGAUUACUGUAUCUAGACUACAGUACUCUCAAGAAUUCAUCUCCAGUUCCCAAAUUUUGAAUUCCAAGGAGUUCAACUAUGCUGCGCCGAAUAUUUUUCUUCAAAUGUCAAUUCUCGGUUAGUUUGAUUUUUCAAUUUUCAAUUUCUCAAUUUUUUUUCCAGGCAAAAUUGGUUAAUUGAUUGCACCAUAACGGUUCAACAUAAUGAGUACAAAUCAGGACAAAAAUCGAAUUCAUAUGUGAUAUUUUCAGUGAGUUUGAACUUUUUCAAAAAACUUCACCAGCCUAUUUGUUUUCCAGAAAAUCCUGAAAUCCUCUCAUAAUUGCUCGAAUUUUGAUUACUGUAUUUAA